Molecule: messenger RNA, 846 nt
Organism: Rotaria socialis
Lineage: Eukaryota; Metazoa; Rotifera; Eurotatoria; Philodinida; Philodinidae
Source: the annotation of a GenBank genome assembly
AUGGUUCUGGUUGAAGAUGUUUCAUCAAAUACAAGUUCACCAACAAAUGAAAAUAAUGAUGCCAGCACUGCUUCUGCUUCAGCAGCAGCAGGAUCAUCACCUAGAACUUCAGCUGAAACACCUCCGCGCGGAAACACAUACCCAUCACCUUCAUUAAUGAAUGUUUUAAUGGAACGGAAAACUGAUACUGUCUUAUUAUUGUCGCGUUUAGCAACAAUAGUAUUCACACUACUUUAUAUAUUACCAUUUUUUCGUUCAAGUGCUGAUCCCAAUGUUUAUUACACAAAAGCUUUAUUAUCAUCAGCCGUUACAUCAAUAUUACGUCUUCGACAGCGUAUAUCAACAUUUCAAUUGUCACGUGAAUUUCUCUUAAAUCUAAUCCGCGAAGAUAGUGCACAUUAUUUAAUGUAUUCAUUUUUAUUUCUAACUGGCUCACCAAUGACAAUCGUUCUUAUACCAAUAACAACCUAUGCUCUACUACAUUCAUCGUCAUUUUUAGCACAAAUAUUAACCGAUUAUCCAGCCAUCAAAUCUUAUCUUGAUCGUAUCACUGAAAAACAUGCACAUCUACUACGUUUUGUUGCAUUAAAUGAAAUAAUUCUUAUGCCAUUAUUGAUUCUAUCAAUAUUUGCUGCACGUUCAAAUCUGUUACUUAUAUUCAUGUAUUACCGAUUUCUUACAUUACGAUAUACAUCGCAUAGAAAUCCAUAUACGCGUACAUUAUUCUAUGAACUUCGUCAGCGUACAGAAUAUUUAUGUAGUCAACCAAGUUGUCCAGCAAUUGUUAGUCGUAUUUGUUAUACUGCAAUUACUUUCAUUAAUCGAUUAGCACCGGCAACUGGUUAA